Messenger RNA from Ruditapes philippinarum (Manila clam), 4002 nucleotides. RefSeq names its product 3-hydroxyanthranilate 3,4-dioxygenase-like. Gene Ontology annotation, cellular component: cytoplasm. Gene Ontology annotation, biological process: 'de novo' NAD+ biosynthetic process from L-tryptophan; quinolinate metabolic process. Lineage: Eukaryota; Metazoa; Mollusca; Bivalvia; Venerida; Veneridae. The record is from RefSeq and is a predicted model, not a curated record. Gene Ontology annotation, molecular function: iron ion binding; 3-hydroxyanthranilate 3,4-dioxygenase activity.
AUUUUCUUGUUACCUGGAAGUAUUGCCCACUCCCCACAGAGACAGGCAGACACGGUUGGUUUAGUUAUAGAAAGAGAGAGAGCAGAGGAUGAAAAAGAUGGUCUCAGGUAUUUUAUUGAAGUAGAAGGUAAACCAACACUAGAUUCCCUGUACGAGGAAUGGUUCCAUUGUGAAGAUCUUGGUACCCAGCUGCCACCAGUCAUUAAAAGGUACUUUGCCUCAGAACAGCAUAAAACUGGAAAACCUUUACCAGGCACCAUCCCUGAAAACCCACCAGUGAAAUUGAACUUUAACCUGACUUUACAGAACCCUUUUCCUCUAGCGCAGUUUAUCAAAGAUAACAGAUCUAAGAUAGAUAGCGCUGGUUUCAUCAAAUUGUUUGAAAGAGAUGAUUAUACUCAUCAAUUCCAGGUCUAUGUAUAUGGAAAAGGAGAAAACACAGCCAAGAUUGAUGUCGCUGAAACUUUCAUCUGGGUUUUGGAGGGCAGCUGUACUGUGAAGACUGGAGAAAAAGUAUAUACUUUAAAUGUGGGAGACAAUAUGCUGAUCAGACAAGACCAGGAGUACACAGCAACUCGUCCAGAAGGCUGUAUUUCACUGAUUUGUUUCCAGGACCCAACAUUGAAAAAGAAAGUACAGUGACUUAUACCAAAUACAAAGAAUAAUACUUGUGUAUACAUAUAAAAACUUUGUGUGUUUUAUGUACAUGUGUAAGUUUUUUGUGUAUAGAAUCUGAUAUGUGUUAUUAUAACAUUUAGAACAUGUAAUGAACUUGAGGAAAACAUUUUACACAUGCCUUUGCUCUUUGGUAUGCAGGUCAAGUACUUUUACUGUUGCUUAAUGAUCAACAGAUACAAAAAAAAGAUAUGUUAUAAUGGAAAUGGUUGUUUCAAGUUAGAAAUUGACCAUGUGACAGUCAUGUGAUGUCAAAAUUUUUCAGGAUUAUAACAAAAAAUUGAUAAUGUACAUAUUUAUAUUGUCUGGCAUUGGGUACGUUUUUCUUUUAGGGCUUACUGUUUGAACAUAAUUUAUUUGGAAAUAAAGAAGAUACAGUGACUAAAAAUUCCCAGAAUUCAAUUGUAUAUUUUUAAAAGAUGUAAUUCAGUGAUAAAAUUGUAUAGACAUAGUGCCAGUUUUUAACAUGGUUCUUUUAAUGUCAUAUAUUUCAUAGCCAUUUACAUGUUUUCGUUUAAGCUCAAUUGUGAUGAAAAUUUUGAAGCUUGUUUGAAUCUUUUUUUGAUUCACCUUCUUUGAACUUACCAGUACUGGUGUCAUGUUAGGAAAAUAUGGUCAUGACAAAGUAGGCACAAACCAAUUAUCCUUUGGUUGAGGGGCAGACACUCUACCACAAGGCCACCAUGCCCUUUACUAAGAGAAUUUUCGUGAAUUAAUUACCUGUACUUACCUAUAUGUCAACAAGUAACUGUUAACUUCUCCACAAGCACUAUCAUCAAAACAUGUGUCUUUUCAUGUGAGUUAUGCCUUUCUAUGUUCUAUGCAAAUGGUACUGACUAAAAAAAUGUCUGAUGAAAAAAGACUUAGUUUUAAAUAUUCAUUUUACAAAUAGUUUGAAGCUUAACUGGACUACUCCAGAGUUAGUUUGAAGAUUUUUCUAAGCUCAAAUUCAGGACUUGGGUGUCAGAAACCAAAUGAGAAUGUACGCUGACCAAUAUCAUGGGAGGAAAUUUGGCUGUAACUUCAUUAGAAAUCAAAGCCAUGAUCCCUUAACCAAUAUAGCAACCUUGCCCAAAAAUAUUGCUUAAAUUUCUGGGACAAAUCUCAACUUUUAUGAAAGAAAUUAUAUGUACCAAUUCUUUUGUGUUAUUUUGUGCAGAGUUUAUAAUGUUAGUAUUUCUUAUAUAGUUUAUGAUGAUAUGUAAAUGAAGAGAGCCUCAAGUGGGCCAUAGACAUUUUAUGCUCAACUCCCUUUUUUUCCAUAUCAGCAGAUAAGUUGGGAGUAUAUUGUUUUUGUUAUGUUUGUUUGGUGUCCCUCUGUGGACAAUGGCAGUCUUGGACUAGAAUCUACAAAGUGGGUCAAAGUCACUUUUCAAUAGUGGUCAUACAACCAUUAUUUUAAAGGUCAAUAUUCAAUAAAAACUUUGUGUUUGAAUGUCAUGGAAAUUAUUGUAACCUAACUUUGUAGAGGUAAUACACAAAAAGGAUUACUGUAUAUCAUUAGUAUAAAGAUUUUUGACAGGUUAUAUGGCCCUAUAUAAAGGGUUGUUUGGAAAUAUAACCCGAGCUGCUAAGCCAGGGUUAUUUUUGCAAACAACCAUUUAAAACAGUCAUAUAACCUGUCAGGAAUAUUUAUAACAAAUUUAUAAUACAACAAACUUCUGUUUGAGAAAAAAGUGAGAUUUCUUGGAAAAUUGACAGCAGCCGUGUAUAUAAAACUAUAUAAACAUCAUGAUUUUCCAAUGAAAAGUGACAUUACAAACGUUCAUUAUUAUAAUGCAUGUUAUUUACAUUAUUUUUAACAAGGAGACAUGUCUUCUUGAGCUACAAUAUUAUUCUACAAUAUCUGUGAUUACCUGUAUAUGAAAUAUACAUUGUGUUAAAAAAAUUGAAUUGUUAACACUUAAUGAUAUUUUUGUCUCAAAGUAUUUACCUCUAGAGAUUUUUUUGAAUGCUUCCAAAGCUAUAUGGUUGUGAUGAUUAAACAGGAAGGAUCUAUAUGGAACCAGUCUGUAAGUCAUUAAAUUUAAGCUGUGCAAUGACAAAACCAACAUAGUGCCUUUGCGACCAGCAUGGAUCCAGACAAGCAUGCGCAUCUGUACAGUCUGAUCAGGAUCCAUGCUGUUCACUAAUAAACUCUAUUACAAGUAGGGGUGUGGAUCGUCAGAUAAGUGACGAUCCGAUCCAAACCACGAUUCAGCACUUACAAUUCACAAAUCGAACCACAAAUCUUUUGUUCUCAAGACACCCAUAAAAACAUGUACAAUAGUUAUAAAAACAUGUUUAUUUAAAAAAAAAAAAAACAGCAACAAUACUAAACAUUUAACAUAUAAAAUAUAAACUUUGUUUAUGUUUUUAUUCUUUGGAUGAGUAUUUUUGUUUUGUUUUUUGAAACCAAUUACUUCCUUGCUCAGCAUCAUGGUACAUGGUCUUUAAUCGGCUAAUUGUAUUUAGGUAAACUUCAUAUAAUUUAUACUCAAAUCGUAUUUUUCUCGACUUAGAGUGUGAGAAACAGUCAAUGUAUAUAAAAAAAAUUAGAUCGCGGUCCACGAUCUCUGGGCUUACGAAUAUUCAAACUCGAAUUUUCACUUUGAUUCAUGAUUAUCCGAGUACUCAGACCUCGCAGAUGCGCAGGCUGGUCUGGAUCCAUGCUGGUCGCAAACACACUAUGCUGGUUUUUUAUGGUGCUGCUCAUUUUAUUUUUGAAGAUUUGCAGGUGUAACAGUAAUAAUCAGAGAUCUCUGUAUACACAAACAGCAUUGUGCAGUCUGACCAGGCUCUAUACCAUUGGAAGCAUAAUUUUUUGCAUUUUUUAAUUGAAACCCCUCUAAAAUUAAAUGGACUGUUCCAAAUUUAAAGCAGUGCAAUUACAUUACAUAAAUUCAGGAUAAAUGUGAUAGACCAUUGUACAUGCAUCUUGCUUUUUAGAUCCAAAUUUUAGCUGUAAUAUGACCUAUUCAACCAGUAAAAUAAUUUUAUCCAACUUAGUUCAAUAAAUUCAGUAUUGAACCUAAACUUGUUCAAUAUCCUAUUUUGUAGGGUAAAGGUCAAAUUCAAUAAGUGACUGUGGUGUAAGAAGUACAUUCGAACAUUUUCAUGUUAUAACAGCAUUUACUAGAUAAACAAGAGAUAGUUUAAUGCCUGCCCUGCCUCAUUUAUGAAAUGGACUUGUCUGAGCUUUGAAUUUGAAAUGGUCUAUUAAUAAUCAAAGGGGUUUCAAUGUCAAGAGUGCAUGUACUAAAAUUUGGGCAUUUGAGAUAACCUUGUUAAUUAAUAUACAUUGUAAUUAAGGGCAUUAAAGAUAACCUUGUUUGUUACAUGUACCUC